Messenger RNA from Saxophila tyrrhenica, 1326 nucleotides. RefSeq names its product NADH-dependent flavin oxidoreductase. Gene Ontology annotation, molecular function: NADPH dehydrogenase activity; NADP binding; FMN binding. The transcript has 3 exons. The record is from RefSeq and is a predicted model, not a curated record. The coding region runs from base 1 to 1326 and encodes 441 amino acids. Lineage: Eukaryota; Fungi; Ascomycota; Dothideomycetes; Mycosphaerellales; Extremaceae. Gene Ontology annotation, cellular component: intracellular anatomical structure.
AUGCCUCCUUUAACAACCACCACAUCUUCUUCCCACCACAACAUCCACCACGAUACCAAGGACAAAACCGAGCCACAAUUCGCGAACAAACCCGCCCCCGGCAUCUCCUACUUCACUCCAGCCCAGAACCCACCAGCAGGCACAGCACAGGUCAUCGAAGGCCAGAAUGUCCCCAAGCUCUUCCGCCCCCUUAAGAUCCGGGGCCUUACCAUGCCUAACCGGAUCAUGCUUAGUCCUCUGUGUCAGUAUUCCGCUGAGGAUGGCCACUACACCAUGUGGCACCUGACGCAUAUGGGUGGCAUCAUCCAGCGAGGUCCUGGCAUAUCGUGCGUAGAAGCGACAGCAGUGACGGCGAAUGGACGGAUCACGCCCGAAGACAAUGGUCUUUGGAAGGACAGUCAGAUUGAGAACCUGAAGAAACUCUGCGAAUUUGCGCAUUCCCAGAGUCAGAAGGUUAUGAUCCAGCUGGGACAUGCUGGCAGGAAAGCUUCGACUGUCGCCCCCUGGCUAUCCAGCGGCGCAGUAGCAGGCAAAGACCUCAACGGCUGGCCAGACGACGUCGUCGGUCCCUCCGCCAUCGCCUGGAACGAACACCACGCCAACCCACGCGCCAUGUCCCUCCAAGAAAUCGACGACUUCAAAGCCGCUUUCGGCGCCUCUGUCAAACGAGCCCUCACAGCCGGCUUCAACGCCAUCGAAAUCCACGCCGCUCACGGCUACUUGCUCCAUGAGUUCAUCUCCCCGGUCUCAAACCAGCGCACAGACAAGUACGGCGGUAGCUUCGACAACCGCAUCCGUCUGGUGAUGGAAACCGUUGAGAUGUGCCGCGGAAUCAUGCCCAAGGACAUGCCACUCUGGCUCCGCAUCUCUGUCACCGACUGGCUUGAAGAAGCGCCCAAAGACCAGAUUCCCGAAUCCUGGACCCAAGCCGACACACUGAAACUCGCGCCUCUGCUUGCCAAAGCCGGCGUGGACGUCUUAGAUGUCAGCACAGGUGGCAAUCACCCCCUGCAGCAUCCGCACACUAAGCCGGCGUACCAAGCCGACUUUGCUAUUGAGAUCAAGAAAGCUGUCGGUGAUAGUAUGAAGGUCGGCAGUGUAGGAAUGAUCGACAACGCGAAGCUGGCGCAGAAGUUGGUGGAGGAGGAUGGGCUGGAUAUGGUGACCGUCGGCAGGGGGUUCCAGAAGAAUCCCGGGUUAGUGUUUGCGUGGGCGGACGAGCUGGGGCAUAAGGUGAGGAUGCCGAAUCAGAUUGCCUGGGGUAUGGCGGGGAGGGGGUCAAAGGAGAAGCCAGUUUUCUUGGAUUUGGAGAAGGAUGCGGAGUAA